AGAAGAGCUCCUGGUCCAAUCAGAGCCCGAAUUUGAAUUCACCCGGAAAUGACCCGCGUACAUUUCAAAUCAACACGAACAAGGAUGUCCUGUUACACGAGUGUGACCCAUGUUGAUGCAUCAUCUGCGGACCAGGCACCUCGAGAACAGCUCCACCUGAUCCCCUGUGAGAUUGAACACAAUGGACCUGCACAGAUUUCACAGUACUUCAAUGCUGCCAUAAAGAACAAUCAAGAGAAGACCGUUUCAUUCCGAGGUCGAGGUCUCAAGGGGCAGGAGCUCACCUGCCCAGAAGGCUACACUGGCCUGGUGCUGAAGGAGAUCAACAUGCCUGACACGGAUCAGGAGGACCGGACCCUGAAGGUGUCUUGUAUGUUUGACAAGCUGACCUACUGGAAUCUCGAGAACCCUCCUAACUCAGAUGACGCAGUGGUGAUGGCGAUGGACUGGCCUGAGCUUGCUCAAGCGAUUCAUGGAGCAGUGGAAGACUAAAAAAAAUCCUGCAAUCAGGAGGUUUAGCAAUAGGUUUGCUGGUUACUGGCCAUAGUCCACAAAACUGAGGUAAUGCUUGUUACAGAGCAAAAAGUAAAUGUAUAGUUUGUGUUUUAUGAAUUUUGUAUUGGAAUAAUAAAUAACAAAUCACUUCACUGAAA
Molecule: messenger RNA, 653 nt
Organism: Syngnathus typhle (broad-nosed pipefish)
Lineage: Eukaryota; Metazoa; Chordata; Actinopteri; Syngnathiformes; Syngnathidae
Gene: rnaseh2c
Product: ribonuclease H2, subunit C
Exons: 5
Coding region: 49-492 (147 amino acids)
Biological process (GO): RNA catabolic process
Cellular component (GO): ribonuclease H2 complex
Source: RefSeq, a predicted model, not a curated record